Molecule: messenger RNA, 1619 nt
Organism: Eublepharis macularius
Lineage: Eukaryota; Metazoa; Chordata; Lepidosauria; Squamata; Eublepharidae
Gene: PAGR1
Product: PAXIP1 associated glutamate rich protein 1
Exons: 4
Coding region: 743-1405 (220 amino acids)
Source: RefSeq, a predicted model, not a curated record
AUGCUUAGAAGCGACAGGGGCGCGAACGGCGCGCGGGCGGAAGUUUCAAACAAAGCGCGCAGGCGCUUUGUAGAAGAAAUCCCCCCACACUUAGGGCUGAGCAGAGUGGAGGGGAAAGGCAACGAUCGACUGUGCUGGUCUCGACCCGCGUGGCCUGGUCGUGGGGUGAAGGGUUACGGGCGUGACGGAGUGGUCGUCGCCGUGGAAGCGGAGGCCUCCCGUUGCCGUAGUCAGGGCCUGCCAAGAGGUUGAAUCGCAGCUGGGGGUGGGGAGAUUGCCUCAAAGGGCAGAAGGACCAGAGGUGUCCGGCCUUGGGAAACCCUAGUGGUUGGGUUGCACGUCUGAGACGGUUUUUUUUUAGCCCUAUCCCACCCAUACUCAUUUCUCUAAAGGCUAGCCUGAAGAAGAACUGGGGGGCGAGCUCGAAAACUCGCCUCCUACCAUGACAGAUCGACCCUACUCAGAAGUACACCCCACCUAGUUCAGUGGAACUUGUUCCCAGGUAAGCGUGCCUAAAAGAACAACCUGAAAGCUCCUGCAUUAAGAUCAGGAAGGGAGUUUAGUGGCACCUCAGAGACCAACAAGACAUCCAGGGUAUGAGCUUUCGAGAGUCAACGCUCCCUUCUUCAGAUACCUGUAACUAGCUGCAUUAUCUCUUUCCGUUGGCGUUUGAGAUGUGCUUAAUGGUGGCAAGAUCGUGCCCACAGUUGUGAUCCUUUUGGACUCUGCAAGUUUUCCAGCAAUGGAGGAGGCCAGCACUGUGGAGGAAGGAGAAGUGACCUCGGGGAUGCAGUCCUUGGCAGUAGAAGAUGGGCCUGCCUCAGAGCUGACCACUCCCACAGAGGAACAAGAGGAGGCACCAGGAGAAGCAGAGGGGGAACAUGCAGGAAAGGGAAGGGAAUCCGCCGAGGACGAUUGGUGUGUGCCCUGCAGUGAUGAGGAGCUGGACUCCCCAGACAGCUGGAUGCCUCCACCUGGGGAGAUCCGGCGUCUCUAUGAACUCAUUGCUGAUCAGGGGACUUUGGAGAUCCAGGCUGAAAUUUUGCCCCGACGCAACCCCACCCCAGAGCCAGACAGUGAAGAUGAGGAUAAAUCUGAGGGACAGCCUGACAAUCAGGAAGAAGAAGAAGAGGAAAAGCCUCAUGUGCCAACAGAGUUUGACUUCGAUGAUGAGCCUAUCUCACCCAAAAGCUCCUUGAUCGAUCGCCGGAGAACCCCUGGGACUGCGGCUAAGAGCCAGAAGAGGGAGGCCCGCCUGGAUAAGGUGUUGUCAGACAUGAAGCGCCACAAAGUCUUAGAAGAACAGAUUUUGAAGACUGGCAGGGACCUCUUUGACCUCGACUCAGAUGACGUGCCCACUCCAAAACGGCCCCCAGGUCUUUUCUUGCGCCAGCGCAAAUAUUGAUUACAGUGAAGAAGAAGACAGGCUUUUGGACUUUGGGGGUGGGUGGGGAAAGGGAGCCAAGUGCUCUUGGGUUUUUGAACGUAAACACAAAUUAAUACACGGCCACAUGAAGGCAGGCGGUGUCUUGGUCUUUAGCUCCGAUCCUGCACUGGCUGUGGGAAGAAUUUACUUGGAGUUAUUCAGGAAUAAUAAAUUUCCAUGAGUUUGUUUUUUA